Neoarius graeffei (lesser salmon catfish) is the source of this 8165-nucleotide messenger RNA. RefSeq names its product SET domain containing 1A, histone lysine methyltransferase (gene setd1a). The coding region runs from base 597 to 7274 and encodes 2225 amino acids. Gene Ontology annotation, cellular component: Set1C/COMPASS complex. The record is from RefSeq and is a predicted model, not a curated record. Lineage: Eukaryota; Metazoa; Chordata; Actinopteri; Siluriformes; Ariidae. The transcript has 22 exons. Gene Ontology annotation, molecular function: RNA binding; histone H3K4 methyltransferase activity; protein binding.
AAUCAGAUGGAUGAAUGAAAGCGUGUGGGUUCCUGCGGCGGGGUUUGGGCUGCGACUCCACUCACUGCGCCCGGUGUGGAAAGUGCGGCUGUGAAUGAGCAGGCCGCUGCUGUGGGACUCACUGUAAUGGCGGACAGGCGAGGAGGUGUACAGCAGGUUGGUUGCGCCAUGGCGGCGGCGGCGGCUCUGUGUUUUAUUCACUGUUUUUCACGAAACGGCGCUCAGAGGUGAAGUGGGAAGGUUUGUAAGGUUUCUGGUUUGUACCGGAACUGAAGCCGCGCUGUCUGAGGUGCGGCUUUGGCUGUGAGGAGGUGGGAAACGGCGCGGUUUGUUUUGCGCUGAGUGUUGUUUUCCCCCGGCUGGCGGAGCGGAGGGUUGCGGAGGGAAGGGAAGGCCAGGCCUCGCCUCGCCUCGCCUCGCCUCGCGGCUAGCUCACAGCGCGAGUACACGCACACGCCACAUCAGCGCUCUCGCUGUGCUGAGCUCGGGUCGGGUCGGGAGCGCUAGUGAAGGUAAAUGAGACGGAAGUGUUUGUAGUGCGUCUUGGGCUAAUCACAGCAUUCCUCACUGUGUGUGUGUGCGCGCGCAGUAAUAGCAUGGAUCCAGACAGUGGGUCAGACACCCAGCGAACUCUGAGCCUGCAAUGGAAGAGCUACAAACUCCUACAGGACCCGGCCAUCCGCAGGGUCGCUCAGAAAAUCUACAGAUACGAUGGGAUUCACUUCAGCAUCCCGGACUCAGGGUUUCCUCCUGUGGGGGAGUUACGUGACCCUCGACCUCGGAGGAUUUGGUCCAGACACACGGAGAUGUCACUUCCUUUGCCCAAGUUUAAGUUGGACGAGUAUUACGUGGGUCCCAUCCCGCUGAAGGAGGUGACGUUCGCUCGGCUGAACGACAACAUCAAAGAGCCGUUCCUGUUAGAGAUGUGCACUAAAUUUGGCGAGGUGGAGGAAAUGGAGAUCCUGUUCCACCCCAAGACCCGCAAGCACUUGGGUUUGGCGCGCGUCCUGUUCACCAGCACCAGAGGGGCCAAAGACACGGUCAAACAUCUGCACAACACCUCCGUCAUGGGCAACAUCGUCCAUGCGCAGCUCGACAUCAAAGGUCAGCAAAGGAUGAAGUAUUACGACCUGAUCGUUAGUGGAUCAUACACACCUCAGACUGUACCCACCGGAGGAAAAGCCCUGAGCGAGAAGUUUCAGCCCUCUGCUCUGGCGCAGCCCGACACUUCGUCUGAUAUCAGGCGGAAACUCUCGACUGAGCUUCCUCCUCUUGGCAGCACCACCCCGUGCUCUGUGGACAACGCGUUUGGGGAGCAGCGGCUGGACACCCCGCCCUCCUCCCUCAGUGGGACGUACACCCCGGGCUCCUCGUGCUCCUCGCAGGGAGGUGGAACUCCGUACACGUCGCGUUCUGGAACCCCCUUUUCCCAGGAUUCAGGAUACUCUGGGGGCAGGCAUGGAGCUUACGGCAGUGGUCCAGUGAGUGGUGGUUUCCCCGUGCAGGACAUGCUCCCUUCGUCCUCCUGCUCUUCAUCUGCCGUGUCGUCAUCGUCCGGGUUCAAGCCUCGAUACUAUGAUGAUUCUCACGGAGUUCCUCCUCAAGACCCCGCAGCCUACCACCGAGGUCGGCCCGGGUUCCCCCCUCCUCCUCUGCCCUGUUAUCCCCCGUAUCACAACACCAACGCUGCUGGGAUGCACAUGCCCCCUCACCCUCACAUGCCCCCUUCAGGCUCCCUGUACGAGUCUCCACCGGUGGCUGAACGAGAGCGGGACAGGGAGCGAGACCGAGACCGGGGGCAGAGAGACAGGGAGCGGGACAGAGACUCCGGGGGGCGCUAUGGAGCGUCUCGACGCUCCUCUUACCACCACCAACAGGACAUAAACGCCUCGUCCAAGUCCUCGUACCAUUCACACCGUGAGGAGCGGGACAGCAGGUCGUACCGCAGGGACAGUUCGACAUCCAGGGAGCACGGAAGGCACCGGAAUCAUCACCACUCACACAACCACCACGGACGGAGGCGGGACAGCAGGGACGGGGAUUACACAAACAGCUCCGACCCGCGAUACAGAGGCCACGUUAACUCCAGCCAUCGCUCCUCCAACAGCAUGUCUCCUCCCCCCGCCUCGUACGGAGGGUACAAUCCGUCGAAAGACCUUCCGACUCACGACACUCCGUCUUCGUCCCGUUUGGAGCCGUCUCCCUCCUUCAGGUCAGGAGAGCGAGCGAGCGGAAGUGGAGAUAACGAUUAUCGGUCCCACCAUGCGCCAAUACACCCACCUCCUCCACCACCACCACCUCCUCUCCCUCCUGCCUCCGUCAUUGCGGCAGCCGUGGCUGAAACUCUGAGCUCGCUUGACUUUGGCCAGGAGAGCCCGGUCCGAGAAGAGCAGUGGAGCAAACCUAAACGCCGCCCCAGCACGCCACCACCGCAGCCCCCGCGCACCCCUCCGCCCUCCUCCCCACCUCAUGCCUCCGUUCCUUCAUCAUCCACAUCACCAUCAUCCACUUCUCUGCCUCAUCACCACCCCUCCUCCACAGCGUCACUAUCACCUCCCCAUACGCAACGCGACUCCUCCUCCCCAGAGCCAGACUCCACCAACGAGAGUCUCCCGUUUGUUCACCACUCCAGCAGUUUGGACUCGCGCAUCGAGAUGCUGUUAAAGGAGCAAAAAUCCAAGUUCUCCUUCCUCGCCUCUGACGACGAGGACGAGGAAAAGAAGGAUGAGGGCACCCACGGAGGCUCAAGGAAGCUGAGAGAAGAGGGCGGAGACAGAGAGAUUGAUGGAGGACAGCAGAGGAGAAUGGACCGGAGGAGCAGGGCAAGAAAACCGACAGAAGCACCAGGAGGAGAUGGAAGGAAAAGCCCUACGGACAUGGCCUCCUCCGCCGGCUCCAUCUCCGGGUCACUGUCGGAGACGUCGCAGGGACCGAAGGUCCUCAUGCAGGAGGAACACUUAGCAUCCGACACGCAGAAGGUUACAGGUGCGCACACGCCACCCACCUACAACGGAGAACGACAGCCUUCUCCUCAUUCCUCUGGAGAAGACAUGGAAAUCUCUGACGAAGAUGACGGCGGCGGUGAUGGUGGCGGGAUCUCUACAGUGACGCAGCACCAGGCAUCAUCGUCAUCCUCCCCCGCCCCGUCGUCUCAGUCGGCCCCGCCCUCCCAGGGCGCCGACCCCUCGUCUGGCUCGCCCCCGGACAGCACGCAGCACUUCGGCGCCUCCAUGCCGCUCCCUCACAUGCCCUCCUACCCUCCCCACCUGCCUCCUCCACCCCCGCCCGGCUUCUCUCUCCAGCCCCCACCUCCUCCCCCGGGUGUGCCCCCUCCCAUGCCCCACAUGGAGCUCCACCCUGAGUACCCCAUGCCACCCCACCUGUAUGACUAUGCUAACUCUGUAGAGUUGAUGAGCCAGUACGCUGGGACGUCCUUCCAGAUGCAGGCGCACAUGCUCAGCCGUCUGCACCAGCUGCGAGAAAAACACGCGCUCGGCUCAGAGUACCCGCCCUCUUACCAUCUCCACUCUCUGCCCCCUCCCCCGCACGGGCCACACCCCCACCACCCCUACAUGGACCAAGAUGGAGCUGCAGGGAACCACUACGACCAGGACCACCGCUACAUGCCUCCCCACAUGCCUACGUACCCGUAUCCUGACCCUCACGCCACCCAGCUGCCUCCUCACCACCCCCAUGCCAUGCCCCCGCCCCCUCAUUCCCCGUGGCCCCCUCAUGUCCUGCCCCAGCACUACCCCUCACACUACCUGCCUCCGACGUACGGCGCCGUCCCAGGCGUAGACGGCGAGCAGUACCCCAUGCCCAUGAUGGCUCAGAACCCUCACGAGGCCACGGUCCAGCUGGUUCUCGCUGCUCUCAUCGACGAGAUGAAGAACAUCAUGCAGAGGGACCUGAACCGCAAGAUGGUGGAGAACGUCGCCUUCGGAACCUUCGACGAGUGGUGGGAGCGUAAAGAGAGGAAGGCCAAGCCUUUCCAGACCACGAUGAGGGGUGUGACGGUGGCACGGGAUGAGGAGAAGAAGGAAGAGAAGGCGAAUAGCCGGCCACGCGAGCCGUUAAUGAGUCUGGUGGACUGGGCCAAGAGCGGCGGCAUGGAAGGGUUCUCUCUGCGCGGGGCUCUGCGUCUGCCUUCGUUCAAGGUGAAAAGGAAAGAGCCUCAGGAGCUGGCGGAGGAUGCGUCACUUAAACGAGUUAGACCUUCAACUCCACCGGACGAGGAGGAUGAAGACUCGUACCAGAGUAAAGUGUCCGACAGCGUGAGCCGGCCGGAGGAGGCCCGAGCACCUGAGAGAGACGCAGUACAGAGGAGGAAAAGGCCCAAACGACGUAAACCUUAUGACCUGGACAGUGAAGGAGAGGAGAUGUCUGACGAGUCGUCUUCUGAAAAGCAGGGAGAGGUGCCCCAGGUGACGGGCACGGAGCAGGGACAGGUGCCCCAGGUGACGGGCACGGAGCAGGGACAGGUGCCCCAGGUGACGGGCACGGAGCAGGGACAGCAUGUAGAAAGUAGAGCGGAGGAAGACGAGGACGACAGCGAGAAAGACGAGUCUGAGGAUGAAGCCCUCAGUGCAGACAGUGACGAUGAGAGCCUCUCCUCUUCAUCUGAAAGCUUGUCCUCAUCCUCAUCCUCCUCUUCCUCAUCUUCAUCCUCAGACGAGGAAGAUGAAGAGGAGCUGGAGCAGGCAGACGAGAGCGAGGCCCUGGACACGAUGGACGAGUCGACGAUGGACAGCGUUGCCAUGGAGAAGGAGAAGACGAGUGUCAGCGAGUCGCCUGUUGUGGCUGCUGCAGAGGUCAAACCAGAAGAUAAGAUGUCCCCCGCUGCACCUGUGGAUCACCGCCCGCCGUCUCCUCCUUGUCCUCGCCCGUCCUCUCCCAUCCUACCUCCUCUGAAGAAGCGCCGCAAGACUGUGUCCUUCUCCAUGGAGGAGAGCGAAGCCAAACCCUCCAUCCCCAUUCCUGCGGCUCCGCCCUCUCCCUCCUCCUCCACGGCUGCUGCUUCUCCAUCCCGUCUCCUUUCGCCGGUCAAAUCCCAACCCCCAGAUCAGAUCGUUACGUCAUUGCCCACCACAGUCGCUGCGACCGCACCCUCCAAACCUGCCCCGAUGCUCCGCCCUUUUGCUUCUCGCCCAACCAAAACCACGCCCCCUUCAGCUUCACCCACCUCUGUUCUUACAGUCCCUCCUCCUGUGCGCUCACUGCGUCCGGAGGAACCCAGGAAACGUUCUCCUUCCCCACAGACCACUCCUGCCAAGUCUCCUUCCAGACGUGGCAAAGAAUCCGUCAGAACCCCUCCCACUCCUGUCUGUCUCACAGUCCAGAACCUUCCUCUGGACCAUGCCUCUCUGGUCCGGGUGGCCUACGAAGAACCCGCCCCUAUCCCACCAACACCCAAUCAGAAAGGGCGUCCUCGCGGCAGGCCUCGAACUGUCAACUUGUCGGCUCCUACCGCACCCUCGCUGCUGGAGGAGGAUGAGGAGGAGGAGCGUCUGGAGCAGAGACUGAAGCUCAGGGAGCAGCUUGGAGCGUCCAGUUUGCUGCAGCUAGCCUCUGCAUCCACGCCCGACCUCUCCGUGCUGGCCCACGUGGCUGCCAAGAUGGACGUGGACGAAGACAUUGACUCGGAGGAGACGGAGACGUCAGACGAAGCUGAAGAGCACAAACUGGAGGAGGACGAAGAAGCUCGGCUUUUCCCGUUGGAUCCGGGCGGGGUGCUCAUCCUCCAGGAGCACAACUACUCUAAAUCUGCAGCUUUGCUUGUUCCUCCUCUGUCUCCUGCGUCCUCUGCUGGACAAAAGAGGACGAAACAGGAAGCCGCAGUGUUACUCCCGACAGACUUCCAUCAGCACUGCGUCCAGGAGGCUCCGGAGGAGGUCAUCGGGGACGCUCAGUCGGACAUGCCCGAACUCUACGGCGUGGGGCUCGUUGGGGACGACGCCGGAGAGUCGGCUGAGGUGCAGGCACUCAGCCCCGUUUCCAAACGCAGAGCCUCAUUCAAGAGGGAGGAAUCGUUGGAGAAAGGGAAGGGUAAAAAGAGGACCCGCAAAGACAAGGAGAACGUGGAGCUGCAGCCUGCUAAAAAACAGAAGCAGGAACACGGCAGGAAGCAGAGGAAAGGGAAGUUAGAGGUGCGUAUGGACUUCCUCCUGGAGGAGGAUGUGGACGUGGAGCAGUUGGAGACGGCCGAUCUGUCCAGCUCCAGCUCCGACUCGGCCGACUCCGACUUCGGCCUGGACGAACACCUCGGGUUCGAACGCGAGGAGGUGAGGAAGAGCGAGCGUCUCUUCCUUCAGGAAGCCGGGGUCACGCCGUCCACCCAGAGGAAGUCCAGCCUCACUCCGUCCCCUCUCCUGCCUCCGCUGCCUACGUUCAAGCAGCGUAGCGAGUUUGAACAGAUGACCAUCCUGUACGAUAUCUGGAACACUGGGCUGGACCAGGAGGACAUGCGUCUCCUGAAGGUCACGUACGAAAAGCUGCUGCAGGAUGACCACAACACGGACUGGCUCAACGACACACACUGGGUCCCUCACACUAUCACUAACAUCCCGAACCCGCGGCGUAAGAAGAAGGCGGCAGACGGGCAGCUGAGGGAGCACGUCACGGGAUGUGCCCGCAGCGAGGGUUACUACGCCAUUAGCCGCAAAGAGAAGGACGUGUACCUGGACCUGGACCUCCCUGAGGCUGUGCAGGAAGCUGUGGACUACGAUGUGGCGGGUUCAAACCGUCUGCUGUCGGAGCGGCGCUCAGAGCAGAGGCGUCUCCUCAGUGCCAUUGGCACGCCUGCAGUCAUGGACUCUGACCUGCUCAAACUCAACCAGCUCAAGUUCCGCAAGAAGAAACUGCGCUUCGGUCGCAGCCGCAUCCACGAGUGGGGUCUGUUUGCCAUGGAGCCCAUCGCUGCAGACGAGAUGGUCAUCGAGUACGUGGGUCAGAACAUCAGACAGAUGGUGGCUGAUAAUCGGGAGAAGCGAUACGCUCAGGAAGGCAUCGGGAGCAGCUACCUGUUCCGUGUCGAUCAUGACACCAUCAUCGAUGCCACCAAAUGUGGGAACCUGGCUCGCUUCAUCAACCACUGCUGCUCUCCAAACUGUUAUGCGAAGGUCAUCACCAUUGAGUCCCAGAAGAAGAUCGUCAUUUACUCCAAGCAGCCCAUUGCUGUGAACGAGGAAAUCACGUAUGACUACAAGUUUCCCAUCGAGGAGAACAAAAUCCCCUGUUUGUGUGGAACAGAGAACUGCAGAGGAACGCUCAACUAAAGCCCCUCACCCCACCCCACCCCACCCCAGCGCAGGACAGAUGCACAGCAUCCUGGGUCACAUGUCUCGGGAGUCAGUGUGGCCGCUCGGAUACAUUUCCACUCAUGAAGCUAAUGGACAUGACACGCCUACAGUGCGUCUCCAUAGCAACGACAUUUUCCCCCUCAGAACCUCCCCCUCAGAACAAAUCGCUGAGCUCUGAUUGGUGGAUUCUGAUUUUUUUUUUUUAAAUUAAAUAAGGACGGGUCUUUUCUUGAGCCCUGACGGAUGAGUGGUAGAGAUGACUGAUGGAUGAAUCUGUUGAUUUGAAGUAUUUUCAUUUUUCAGAAAUGCUCACGAUUCUUCUUUCUCGUGACCUGUACAAAAAUAGUGGCACCUAUUACAGGUUGAGAGCAGUGUGGCUCUUCUUUCACUUCCCGUCUCAGGCAAUUCCUCCAACUGAAAGAUGAACGAGUUCAGAAAGAUUCUCCGCUGAUUUUAUUAUUAUUAUUAUUGUCACGUUUGCAAUUUAACGCCAUGUUUAUUGAAAACAUCAUCUGUUUUUCUCUAACGCAGUAGAAAACCGGAACAUAGUCAUCUGUAUGUCUCUGUAUUUUACAUUUAUUUUCCUAAAUUUCAUACAUGCGCUCGGCUUUGUUUAAUUUAACACUAUCCCCCCCCCCGAAUUGAUCGGCGCUAGCCGCGCAGCUCCGUGUCUGGUGUAGCGAACGUCGUUCUCUCACAAAUCAUAUUGAACGUCUUUAGUGAGCUGUUUUGUUCUUAGCUAAUAAACUCCCCUUGUUGUAACUUGAGCUAAUAAGAUCAAACCGACCGAAGGAAACGAUGCUCUGUACUGGAUUGUUACUGAAACAAGUUUUUAAACUGUUAAAAUAAAUUUUUCAGUCUGCCGCA